AAGACCGAAGUGACUACGUUAGCGAACACGGUUGUGGAUCAGCUGAGAAUGAUCGAUACGCAAAUCAGAUCGGAUGUAAUGGAAACGGCAGCACGUCAAGUCUUAGACAAGUUCCCAGCUUUGGACUAUACCGAUGACGAUGGGUUCGGAGCCGGCCAAGGAUAUGUGGAUAUCAAAUACAAGUUGAUCAAUCGUAAUAAUUAUUUGAAUCGCUUUAAAUCCCCUCAAGCAACUUUGACGAACACCGUAACGAGUUUAAAAAAGAAGCGGAAUGCUAGAGCGGGUACGCUGAAAGAAUACUGGCAGAAGUCUGCCAGAGAAUGUGACAAAAGUUCGGUUUCGGCACUGGUACGCGAUGACCCAAGUCUGAUGACGGAGGAGCUGCUGCUUAAAACCCAGGCCUUCAUUAGAUGGAAACUGGACGAAAAAAUAGACACAAAGCAAAUGAUUUCACAGCUUCCUGUUCUACGACGACGGUUGUUGGUGAAUUUCCACUUCGAGCAGGCAACCGGUGUGAACAUCACCGACUUGCGGCGCUAUUUUAUGAUGAAAAGGGAAAAACUCGUGCAAUACUCGCUGACCUGCAAAUCGGAGCUCCACUUGAGUAAAUCAGCAUCAGAUUACGAUAUAUUGAAAUUUCUAUGCUCGCUUGUUGGGGAAGACUUCGGAGAUUUUAUCAUUCAAAAGGAUAUUGGUACUCGUAUUGACGAUAUCACCAUUGACGGUUCUGGACCGGUGCUGAUAGCUGUUGAUGUCGGAAACGAUAAAACGAUAUUCUACGUAUACGCAAAUCGGACACGUUUGUCCGAGGGAGCUCAUGAUGUGAUUGCCGCAGUAGAGGACCUAUUCGCCAUCCAAUUUGUACACAAUUUCAUGUACACAAAAUCGGUUUCAAAAUUCAUGGAACUGCUCCAGGAAUACUUCCUUAAGAUCAUAACUUUUGUGGCGUCGAAGUCGGGUGCACGUCGAGUAGGACAAAGGCAACAAAAAGUCAGAAAAGUCAUUUCUGCGUUGUCUAACUUUAACGUUAGCAGUUAAAACAGCAUUUGUUUUGUUUGGUCAGGU
Molecule: messenger RNA, 1065 nt
Organism: Aedes albopictus (Asian tiger mosquito)
Lineage: Eukaryota; Metazoa; Arthropoda; Insecta; Diptera; Culicidae
Exons: 3
Coding region: 49-1038 (329 amino acids)
Source: RefSeq, a predicted model, not a curated record